This is a messenger RNA of Pocillopora meandrina, 2610 nucleotides long. The record is from the annotation of a GenBank genome assembly. Lineage: Eukaryota; Metazoa; Cnidaria; Anthozoa; Scleractinia; Pocilloporidae.
AUGUUUAAAUUUAUCAUUUGUUACUUUUUGGUUCUGUUUUCUGAUAUGAAAGCUGAACAAAGCGAAUUUAAACUGGAUGGAAGAGCUGGCUUAAGGCGAGGAGUUUAUUUCCAAGAAAAAAAGGUAUCGUAUGGCAACUUUGCAGCUGACAAGUUCCAUCGUCUUCAGGUAUCAGUUGGUUUAUCGAUUGUCGUGAGCAACUACAGAGAGUGUGUUAUCAAUUGUGUGGAAAAUCCGACAUGUUCUUCGUUAAACGUCGCCUCGUCUCCAAAUUCAGAAGGAAAUCUUCGAUGUGAGCUGUUAAAUGAAGAUAGAUACUCUGCAAGUCCAGGGAAACUUAUCAGUUCACAGGAAUAUCAUCAUUACAGCAUCAAGGUAUUUAUUGAAUGACCAAAUAAUUUUAACACACUCUCUAUUUGACAGAAACGAGUGCAGAAAAUAGUUGUCCAAGACAAUUCGUUAUGUCAUCGACUGUUAUCAGGAUGAUAAAAAAAAGACUAAGAAUCGCUCUGUUAAUCAGUAAGUUUCCAAAGUGCUACACCUUUCCAAAACGCAAACUUUAUGACGAAGGUUCUACGGAAAAAACAGAUACAUCUUUUUAAUACACUAAGGAUGACUUUGGGCCGCUGUUGUUACAAUUAUGUUUACUUGAAGAGAAAAUGAUAUGCAGAAGUGUUUACUAGGAAACAUCACCUUUGCCUUACCUCAUUGUAGCAAUUAAAAAAAAGGUACUUUUUAAUUCGGCUCUACGCAGGUUAUUAGCUUAAUUACGCGUGGCAAGAUGUACAUCAAGAACAAUACCAUCUUAUUAAAAAGUUUACAUGAAUCGUUUCAACUUUUACCGUUUAUCAAUCACAUUCCUAAAGUAAAGUUUCAGAGCUUCAUUCAGCAUUUUUUCAAGAUUUCAAUCUGCCUGUGUAUAAUCUGUCGAUCAUAAUUGAAGAAGUUUGUUGGACAUUUAUCACGAAGAUAACAGAGGUCCUUAUACUCUUAAUUUUUAUAAUUUCGACUCAGUCAUUAAAGAUCGGUUACAUCAGUAACCCCGCAGAACAAUUCAACAACCUGCAACCAGUCGUUAAAUAGCUGGAUAUUAUUAUUUUUUUAAUGACUUCAAGACCGUAGAAAAAAUAAAAAGUUUUGCUCCUUCUUAUGAUGAUUUUGAUAAAGUAGAUAUGAAUAAUAUUUGCAUGAGUAACAUAUAUAGGAAACCAAAUCUAUCUUUUCUCUUUGAACAUGUAAUGAAUGUGACACUAGAAAAGUGCGUUUAAAAGGAAUGCAUUUUUGAAAGAACAUUUUAUGGGAUUUUUCUUAUUUUCAUCCCAACUUACUCGCUCAUCUGACAUGAAAUGUAACCUCCUCAGCUGUAUAGUUAAUAAAUCAAGAGAGAAGGCGAAAGUGCGUGUAUUGAUGGAAGAAAGACUGAAUUGAUUGUAGUAUUGCAAAUGUUUCAUACAUAACCUCAGGUUAGUUGAUGGAGUCCUGCAAGGUUUUGAAAGGGUCGAACAAAUUACGUGCGUUCAAGCUUCAAAGCAAAACCGACACACAACAGUCUUUCAAUUAAAAUCCAAAGCACUCAAAAAAUCAAUUUACGUUAAUUUGAAAAGGGAAAAAUUGAACUUUACACGAAAUUUAAGAAUCAAACAAAUCGAAAGAUUGGUUGAUCCAAGAGUACAUAAAAACGUACUUAGACCUGCAGCAAAAACUAAAAAAUUAAAAUCACUAAAAUACAACACAUCAAAUGAUGAUAAUAAGGAUAAUGAUAAUGAUAAAAAACGAUGAUAAUAAUGACAGUAAAAUAAAAAAUGAAAAUGGUAUUACUGUUUACAUGGAUAUAAAUAUUGUAGUAACACUAGGGCUAGUCCAGCGACAAAAAUUGACCAUCCAGUAAUUGUUAAUAAGGUAACUGACGUUUUAUUUACAGACACCUUGUUCUAGUUUCCCGUGUCAAAACAAUGCAACUUGUGUUCCAAGUUACGAUGAAAACAGUUACCGCUGUAAUUGUAAACCGGGUUACACAGGAAAAUAUUGCGAAACUGGUGAGUUAUUCGUUUAAUAUAAAUUGGACCAUGUUCGUUAAUUACAAAUUUUUAAGUAAUGUCAUUCGGUGUUGAAAACUGCAAACGCUUGUCCAUUUAACGCCAUUAAAAUGCUCUGAAUAUUUAGGAAGAACAAGAAAUUCAUAUAAAACAUUUUUUGUAGAUAUCAGCGUAUGUUCCAUGGCCAGUGAUCCCUGUUUAAAUGGAGGGACGUGUGUUGCUGAGGCUCUUGGACAUCCGCUUUGUAAUUGUCGGCCUGGAUACGGAGGAAACCUCUGCCAGACUGGUGCGUAUGUCACUUCUCUAUAAUGUUGCUCAGCUUGCUGACUUCAACUGAUCUUUAAAUAAAGACCCAGUGGGGUUUUCUUUGAAUUUAUCCUGACACAAUCUAUCAGGAUUUGUUGAAAUCAAAGAAGUAUCCUUUUUUUUCCUCCUCGCGCACAUCAACGAAUGUGAAAGUAACCCCUGAGUAAACGGAAGGCGUCUGUUGAUCAGGAUAAUGAAUACAUAUGUAACUGUAAGCUCAUGCAAUAAAUUGACACGAGACAUUUUUCUUUCUUGUAGACAUCAAUGA